Messenger RNA from Monodelphis domestica (gray short-tailed opossum), 11172 nucleotides. Lineage: Eukaryota; Metazoa; Chordata; Mammalia; Didelphimorphia; Didelphidae. The record is from RefSeq and is a predicted model, not a curated record.
AAUCACACGUUUAAGACUGUAAACGUCACAGCCCCUCCUUGUGCAGGACUGGACGGAGGGGAAGAGGAGAAUCUUGCAUCAGGACUAUUAUAAAAAUCUGUGAUUGUACCUAGAAGAAGAGAGGACACUUUUGCCCCAGAAACCAGAUGCAACUGUUGGCCCGAGCCUGUGAAAAUGAAGUGCCACGUCUUCUGUGAGACCCGCCAGUGCUCUGCUGACAGCAGAUCACUAAAGGUCGUGGCUUUCUCCCAGUGACGCACCUUCCUGCGUGGCAUCUGUGCUUCAGAGCAUCCGGAGGACUCCACUAUUCGCAGACACUCCCUGCAGGACCCUCAGUCUUCACUGGCUCUCCUCCGGCUCCGACACAGACACUUUUGUUUUCAUCAAAUUUUGAAUGAUUUUGACAUAAUGACAGCAGAUUCCGCUACAAAGAUGAGCAAUGAUUCCACCAACGCGGCGGCAGCCAAAGCUCCUGAAGGUGUAGCCGGGGCACCUAAUGAGGCUGCCCUGUUGGCUCUCAUGGAGCGCACGGGCUACAGUAUGACACAGGAAAACGGUCAGCGCAAGUAUGGUGGUCCUCCCCCUGGAUGGGAAGGGCUGCACCCCCCGCGUGGCUGUGAGGUCUUCGUGGGUAAAAUUCCCCGAGACGUGUAUGAAGACGAGCUGGUUCCAGUGUUUGAGUCCGUGGGGCGUAUCUACCAGAUGCGACUGAUGAUGGACUUUGAUGGGAAGAACCGCGGCUACGCUUUUGUCAUGUAUACUCACAAGCGCGAAGCCAAGCGGGCCGUGAGGGAACUGGACAAUCAUGAAAUCAGACCGGGUCGACCUCUGGGAGUCUGUUGCAGUGUGGAUAACUGCCGACUCUUCAUCGGUGGCAUCCCUAAGAUGAAAAAGAGAGACGAGAUCCUGGAAGAGAUCUCUAAGGUGACCGAAGGGGUUCUAGACGUUAUCGUGUACGCAAGUGCCACGGAUAAGACGAAGAACAGAGGGUUUGCCUUCAUAGAGUACGAGAGCCACCGGGCAGCGGCCAUGGCCAGGAGAAAGCUCAUGCCUGGAAGGAUCCAGCUGUGGGGACAGCAGAUCGCGGUGGACUGGGCAGAGCCAGAGAUGGAUGUCGACGAAGAUGUCAUGGAAACCGUUAAGAUCCUGUACGUGAGAAAUCUGAUGAUCAAAACCAGCGAGGAGACGAUCAGAAAGACCUUCAGCCAGUUUGGCUGUGUGGAACGAGUCAAAAAGAUCCGCGAUUACGCAUUUGUUCACUUCACCAGCCGGGAAGAUGCCAUCCGUGCUAUGAACAGCCUCAAUGGCACCGAGCUCGAAGGCUCGUGUCUUGGAGUUACUUUGGCCAAACCAGUAGACAAAGAGCAAUACGCACGCUAUCGGAAGGCAGUCAAAGGAAGUGUGACAGCAGAAGUCCAGCAGCUCAACUAUGUUUACUCGUGCGAUCCCUAUACUUUGGCCUACUACAGCUAUCCCUACAGUGCUCUCUUUGGGCCCAACAGAGAUUAUUUUGUGAAGGCAGAGAGCGUGAGAGGCCGAGGGCAAGACACAGCUGGCAGCAGAGCCCCGGGCCCCAGGGGAUCCUACUUCGGGGGGUACUCUGCAGGCCGUGGCAUCUAUAGCCGAUAUCAUGAGGGGAAAGGAAAGUGGCGAGAAAGAGGAUAUGAGUUUGUACCGAACUUGGAAUUAUCUGCCGCCAAUCCAGUUCCUAUUAAACCCGGUACAGUGGCAAUCCCUGCUCUUGGCGCCCAGUAUUCCAUGUUUCAGGCUGGCCCUGCUCCCAAGUUGCUGGAAGAUGGCAAAAUGCAUGCAAUGGAACACAUGAUCAACCCCAUAGCAGUACAAGCAGACCCAGCCGGUGCCUCUGCUGCCGCCGCCGCUGCCACCAUACCUGCUGGUUCCACCCCUCCACCUUUCCAGGCACGCCCGAUAACUCCAGUAUUCACAGGGGCUCCAAACGUCCAGAGAAUUCCCGCGGCUGGGCUCUACGGUGCCGGUUACAUCCCCUUUGCUGCUCCUGCCUCAGCCACAUCAGCCACAGUACAGAAGAGCGCCGCAGCCACAGCUCCCGUUUAUGGAGGUUAUGGUGGCUAUAUUCCUCAGCCAUUCCCUUCGGCUACCAUUCAGCCUCCCAUACACGAAGACUACCAGACAUACUGAGACUGGUAGGGGUGGGGGUGGGGGGGGUCAUGGAAACAAACCGAAAACCACUGAAGGAACACUGUACCAUUCAUGAAGAAGAACCUACCGCAGAAGAGCAGGCUUGAACUUCUGGUAAUUAUAGAUGUGUAAAACCCUACAAGUGAAGACUCUGACCAAAUAUUCAUGUUGAAACAUUUUACACUCAUGAAGUCACUCAUUUUUGUGACUUUGAGGGUGAAUGCACCUGCUUGCCACACUUCUCAGAGGGUUCCACUUGCUGUGCCUUAAUACCAUCCAUCGCUUAUGCGUAUACAAGAGUAUGUUUAUAAAGGGUUUUUGAGCAAUCAUAUUGUUGGUAAUGACGGGUGUUUUCUUCACGUCUGCCCUCCAGAGAUGUUUAUUUCGCGGUGCCUUUAGUAAGUAUAUAUUGGCUAUAUGUUCAGAACAUCCAUGCAGCUAGGUCAUAUUUUGAAUAUAUAUAUAUUAGCUAUUUGAAGAUACAAAAAGGUAGUGCUAUUGAAAACAAAGCCAAUCCUGAGCACCUUCUUUCAAAAUAAUCCUGGAAAGUACAAUUUUAAGACGAGUGAAACCACUGCGUUUCUGGCGGCCAAUGGAUGAUGGAGGCAUCUAGGAUACAUUCUCUUUCUGACAAGAAGCGCAACAUUCAGACUCUCCUUCAUGGAGGAAGAAGUGGUCUGACAUUUCCCGAGAGCUCUCUUAGAUUUCUGCCUCUCCCACUUACUGUUGCUCUUCCUCGUGUUCCAUUAACCUGCAUCCUCCAAAUGGGACAAUAUGGAUGUUUGGUGACGGAGUCGUUAGAGACAAAGAAGAAAUCGCUUACUAGUCCACUCGGCUCCUUUUGUGAUGGUGUCUUUUUGGCUGUGCUUUGGUGCUCGCCUUCAAAGCUUGUGCUAAAUGAAGCAGGACUUGGACAGCCUGCAAGAGAAGGCUUCCACCCAGGUUGUUCAUCAUCCAGGCCAACACUGAAAUUGGUUUUAACCCAUCCUUUUGUCUUAGUAACAAGACUGAAGGACAAGGAUUAGGCAAUGGGGGUUAAGUGAUUUGCUUGGAGUCACACAGCUAGGAAGUAUGUGCAGCCAGAUUUGAACCCAGGUCCCUCCUGACUCUAGGCCUGGUGCUCUAUCCACUGUGCCACCUGGCUGCCCCUUGACUUUCCUUUUCAGUUCUCUUGAAUUGUAAUUGUUUUUGAAGAGUAACUUGUAGUGACAGAGAAUGUGCAUCUCAAUUGUAGACUAGACGGGGUCCAAAAGAGUUCUUGUCAGCAGGAAGUUCUCCUUUAUCUACUUGUGGUCUUAUGACUAUGUUUCAUUGUAAAAUUUCUGCUAUAGGUGGAAAUGUUAGAAACACUAUGCUUGUAAAAUGGGGCUUUUGGCUAUUCGCUGUACACAAGUAACUUAGGUGAAUUUCAUUUGGGAGAGCCCAUCCAAGAAGAGGAGAAACAGGUAGGAGUUUUAAAGCAGGUUAAUACCUUCUACUCUACAUUUGUAAAGUUGUUUUAUGUUGCGAGAGUACAUGGUGUGGGUUUUGCCACAAAAUGGAACCAUUUCAUUUCAGCAUUAUUAAUAGGGUUGAUCGUUUUUGUUGCUGCCGUUUUUGUUGCUUUUAGGAAGGAACUAUAUUAUUGCAGUCUUUUGUGGCCUCUUUAAAGGCUUUUAUUUAGCAGACUGAAUGUAAAAUACAGUAAAUACUGAUUCUCACCCACUUUAUGACUGCAUCAGCUAUGAUUAGGAAUUUGAAGAAAGUGAGGUGCACAACAGGUAAAGAUUAUGCAGUUCUGUUUUUAUGGCAUGUUGUGGAUCCUUCAUAUCUUUUCCCCCAUGGAAUUUCUUCUCAUGGCAAUGUUAAAUUUCUGUGUGUGCACAGAAAGCAGGACCAUUCCUUUAGUAAAUAGUUUAGAUUUUGUUUAAAACUAUCACUUAAGAGAUACCCAAUUGCCUAUUUUCUCAUCUUCUCAUGAGAAGGGUUUUUUAUAUAUAAAUGAUCUUUAUUUAACUAUUCUAUAAAAUUAUUGAGUGCCAGUUGUGGCCUUUAUACAUUCUUACCAUUCUUUUCCAUGAUUUUAAAACAGCACUGAGACAAUAGAGCAAUUGUGCAAUGUUUUAAGAAACCUGCAUCCAAACUCUAGCCUAUGAGGAUAAAUAAUGUAGUGAGUUUUUAUUUGGGCCAGGUCUUCAUCCUGUGAAACAGAAAGAAAUAUUCUUUUUCAUUGCCAAUGGCAGACAAUUACUUUGGAGCUAUUGUUUUUUUGAUAGGAUGAGAUGCUGCCACCUUGUUCUUACUCUAUUUUACAUGUGCCUGUAAAUUAAGUGCAAGAAAAAAAGAAGAAAAGAUAUUUUAUCGUGGCAAAUAGCAAACUGAUGUUUGUCACAUAGCCAGAAAAAUAUCAAUGAGCCUCUUAUCUCCUCUGGUCUAUCUGUACCUGUUGUUUCAAAACCAUUUCAUGUACACUACUGAGAUAAGUCUAUAACUUGAAAUGUGAAGUCUUGGGGUUUCUUUUUUGUUUUUGUUUUGUUUUUAGGUUACGAACAAACUAGAACAAAAAGGUUGUCCUGACCUAUUUUUGAAUGUGGCAUUAGUUUAGUUAUUAUCUUUACUCUUUGUAUUUUGGAAAGCUUUUAUGUUUAUUUAGUUCUUGCUCCUUUUAUCAAACAUUCUUAGGAUGUAGUUAAUAAAGCAUUCUUUAAAGAAAAAAAUGUAACAUCGGGUAAUCCUCAGCAUCUCUGUGACACCAAGAGAAUCCUUUCUGACUAAGAUUAAAAUAUCGCUGCAAAGCAAAUAUAAAAGUGAAAGAAUCAACAAGGAGACAGAAUGAAACAACUUUCAAAAAAAGAAAAACCCCAAAGGUGGGCAAUGAACAUCUGGGGCACUGGGGUGAGAGGAGAGCAGAGCCAGCGAGAAGCUGUAGCAAGGAGGGAAAAGCAAGCCAAGAGCAAGCCACAUGCAGCACCCCACAUUAGCUAUCCAAGAUUUGGGAUCCUAUGCCUGAGCCAACAUCCAGAUUCUGAGACCCUGCCUGAGCAAACAGAGGUACAAGCCAACUCAUAGACCUUGAAAUUUCAAGCCUGUGGAGAAGUCUGGAGGCCCAGCCCAGGGAAUUCUAGUCUGGGCUUGGGACAAGGACUUAAUUCACAUUUUAGGGUGGCUGAUAGUACUAAUUACUGAUCUUUUUGCCUAAAGCUCAAGGUGGAGUUCCAAGACAGGACAAUCAAGGGUGUGCCUGAUUGGAUCGAGUACACAGUGAAAUCAAAAACUUGAGCAGAAGGCUGAGGCUUUUUUUGAUCAGCCCCUGACCUGAGCAAUAUCAGAGUGAGAUCAAAAGCUUACCCCUAAGCAUGAGGCAAGUCUUUAAGCUAUCAGAGAGAAGCUUUCCAAGCAUUCCUGAGCAAUAAGCCAGACCUAAUCAAAAAAUUUUGAAGUCAAAACAUGAGACACAAGAGAAGCACAAAAAGGUAAAUAAGAAAGAGAAAAUUUAAGGGACUCAUUAAGGUUGAAAAGGUUUCUACAUGGAAACAGGAUUUCUGUAAUUCUCAAAAAUUACUCUUAGUAAUAGAGAAGAUAGAAGGAAUUUACUCAGAAAGAGGGUGUAGAGUCAGCUGAUUAUGAUAUGAUGAAUAUGUAAAUAUGAUCCUAUGGAAUGAUAUGUGUGAUGUGAUAUGUAUACAUAUGAACGAGAUGUAAAAGAAACCAAUUAAGGGCUGAGAGAAUUGCACUGAGAGAAAAGGGAAAGGAGAGAUAGAAUGUGGUAAAUUAUAUAACAUGAAGAGGUAUGAAAAAUCAUUAUAGAGAGAGGAGGACAAAGGUGGUGACAGGCAAUGCUUCAAAUUUACUCUCACCUUAAAGGGCUCAGAGAGGGUAAAACAAGUAUACUCAGUGGGGUAUAGAAUUCAAUCUUAUCCUACUUAGUGGGGUAUGGAAUUCUGUCCCCCUAUAGAGAAGGAAAGGGGGAAAAGACAAGGGAAGGGGAAGGUAACUGAAGAGAGGGGGAAGUCAGGGGUGACAAAAAGAAAAAUGCUUAUGACGAGGAACAAAGUGAAAGGGAAUAGAGCAGGAUUUAAAGGGGAUAAUAUGAUGCAGGGAAAUACAUGGUCAUCAUAACACUGAAUGAAAGUGGAUAGCAGAAGGGAUUAAGAACCAGAACCCUGCUAUAUGUUGUUUAUAAGAAAUAGAUUUAAGGCAGGGUAACACACACAGAUUCAAAGUAAAAGGCCACAGCAUUAUUUAUUAUGCAUCAUCUAAAGUAAAAAAAAGUAAGAGUAGGCAAUCAUGAUAACAGAAAAAGCCAAAUUAGAAAUUGAUCUGAUUUAAAGAUAAAGGGUACUAUAAAAAGUGAAAUAUCAUUACUAAACAUUUAUGUACCAAAUGAUGCAGCAUCUAGAUUUCUAAAGGAAAUAUUAAAGGAACUCAAGGAAGAAAUAGAUAGCAAGACCAUACUAGCAGGGGAUCUCAAACUUCCCCUUUCAGAAUUAGAUGAAUUGAACAGAAAAAUAAAUAAGAAAAAAGUAAGGAAAGUGAAUGAAAUGCUAGACAAAUUACAGUUAAUAGAUAUCUGCAGAAAAUUGAAUAGGAAUAAAAAGGAAUAUACCUUCUUCUCAGCAGUAUAUGGUACAUAUAAAAAGAUCAACCAUGUACCAGGACAUAGAACUAUUGCUAACAAAUGCAGAAAAGCAGAAAUAAUAAAUACAACAUUUUCAGAUCAUAAUGCAAUAAAAACUAUACUAAACAAGGGUCCAUGGAUAGGCAAAUUUAAAAUUAAUUAGAAACUAAAUAAUAUAAUUCUUCAAACCUGGUGAGUCAAAAUAGAAAUCAUAGAAACAAUUACAGACUUCAUUAAAGAGGAUGACAAUGAAGAGACAUCCUAUCAAAACCUUUGAGAUUUAGCCAAAGCAGAACUCAGGGGAAAUUUUCUAUCUCUGAAUACCUAUAUCAACAAAAGAGAGAGGGAGGAGAUCAAUGAAUUGGGCUUGCAACUUAAAAAAUUAGAAAAAGGACAAAUUAAAAAUCCCCAGAUAAAAGCUAAAUUGGAUAUCCUAAAAAUUAAAGGAGAAGUUGAUCAAAUUGAAAGUAAAAGAACUACUGAAAUAAUAAAUAAGACUAGGAGCUGGUACUUUGAAAAAACAAAUAAAAUAGAUAAAAUACUUUAAAUCUAAUAAAAAGGAAGAAGAAAACCAAAUUAACAGUAUCAAAGAUGAAAAAGGUGAUCUCACCUCUAAUGAAGAGGAAAUUAAGGUAAUGAUUAAGAACUAUUUUGCCCAAUUACAUGGCAAUAAAUAUGACAAUCUAGGUGAUAUGGAUGAAUAUUUACAAAAAUAUAAAUUGCCUGGAUUAACAAAAGAGGGAAUAAAAUACUUAAUAAUCCCAUAUCAGAAAAAGAAUUGGAACAGGCCAUCAAGGAACUUCCUAAGAAAAAAUCCCCAGGGCAAGGUGAAUUCACUAGUGAAUUCUAUCAAACAUUUAAAGAACAAAUAAUCCCAAUAUGAUACAAAUUAUCUGAUAAAAUAAGCAAAGAAGGAGGAGUCUUAUCAAAUUUUUUUUGAUGACACAAAUAUGGUACUGAUUCCAAAACCAGUCAGACCAAAAACAGAGAAAGAAAACUACAGACCAAUCUCCUUAAUGAUCAUAAAUGCAAAAAUCUUUUAAAAAUAUUAGCAAAAAGACUACAGCAAGUUAUCACAAGGUUAUUCACUAUGACCAGGUUGGACUUAUACCAGGAAUUCAAGGAUUGUUUAAUAUUAGGAAAACCAUCCAAAUAAUUGACCAUGUCAAUGAUCAAACCAACAGAAAUCACAUGAUUAUCUCAAUAGAUGCAGAAAAAGCCUUUGACAAAAUACAACACUCAUUCCUUUUGAAAUUACUAGAAAGUAUAGGAAUAGAAGGGCCCUUCCUCAAAAUAAUACACAGUAUAUAUUUAAAACCAUCAGCGAGUAUCAUAUGAAACAUGGAUAAGUUUGAAUAAGAUCAGGAGUGAAGCAAGGAUCUCCAUUAUCAUUUCUAUUAUUUAACAUUGUUCUAGAAACACUAAAGAUAGCAAUUAAGAAGAAAAAAAUGAAGGGAUUAAAGUAGACAGUGAGGAGACUAAACUAUCUCUCUAUGCAGAUGAUAUGAUGUUAUACUUUAAAAAUCCUAGAAAAUAAAAUAAAAGACUAAUGGAAAUAAUUAACAACUUUAGCAUAGUUUCAAGGUACAAGAUACACCCACAUAAAUCAUCAGCAUUUCUAUAGAUUUCCAACAAAGUUAAGCAGCAGGAGUUAGAAAGAGAAACUCACUUAAAAUCACUCAAGACAAUAUAAAAUAUUUAGGAGCCUAUCUGCCAAGACAAACACAGGAAUUAUAUGAUCACAACUACAAAACACUUUUCACACAAUUAAAACUGGUUCUAAAUAAUUGGAAAAACAUUAAUUGUUCAUUGGUAGGACAAGCUGAUAUAAUAGAAAUGACAAUUCUACCCAAAUUUAUCUACUCAUUCUGUGUCAUAAAUAUUAAACUACCAAAAAAACCCUUUUUUAUAGAAUGAAGAAAAAUUAUAGGUCAUAUAUAAAAAAUUACAUAGCUUAUUUGGAAGUAAUAUUAAGGGAAAUAAUGGGGGGGGGAGUGAAGGAUGGUGGCCUAGCAGUACCAGAUCUUAAAUUGUACUACAAAGCAGUGGUCAUCAAAACAAUAUGAUACUGGCUAAGAGACAGAAGGGUGGACCAAUGGAAUAGACUUGGGGUAAAUGACCUCAGAAGCUAGUGUUCAAUAAACCCAAAGAUCCCAGCUUUUUGGGCAAGAACUCAGUAUAUGAUAGAAACUUCUGGGAAUAUUGAAAAACAGUAUGGGGAAAAUUAGGUUUAGAUCAACAUCUUAACACCCUAUACCAAGAUAAAUUCAAAAUGGGUAUAUGACUUAAAUUUAAAGAGUGCAAUCAUAAAUAAAUUAGGUGAACAUAGAAUAGUAUACCUGUCAGAUCUGUGGGAAAGAAAGAAAUUUAAGAUCAAGCAAGGGAUAGAGAGCAUUAGAAAAUGUAAAAGGAAUGGCUUUAAUUAUAUCAAAUUUAAAAGAGUUUGUGCAAACAAAACCAAUGAAACAAAAUUAGAAGAAAAGCAAUAAAUUGGGAGAACAUUUUAUAUCAAAACUCUCUGACCAAGUUUUAAUUUCCCAAAUAUAUAAGGAACUAAGUCUGAUUUACAAAAAAUCAAAUCAUUCCCCAACUGACAAUGGGCAGGGGACAUGAAUAGGCAGUUUUCACAGGAUGAAGUCAAAACCAUCAAUAAUCACAUGAAAAAGCCUUCUAAAUCCCUCCUGAUCAGAGAAAUCCAAAUUAAAGCAACACUGAGGUACCACCUUACACCUAUAAGACUGGCCAAUAUGACAGCAAAGGAAAGUAAUGAAUAUUGGAGAGGAUGUGGCAAAAUUGGGAAGCUAAUACACUAGUGGUAGAGUUGUGAAUUGGUCCAACCAUUCUGCAGGGCCAUUUGGAAUUAUGGCCAAAAGACGUUAAAGGAUUUUUGCCUGCCCUUUGAUCCAGCCUUACCACUCCUUGGUUUGUAUCUCAAAGAGAUAAUAAGGAAAGACUUGUACAAAAAAAUGUAUAGCCUCGCUCUUUGUGGAGGUGGAAAAAAAAUAGAAACUGAUGAGGUAUCCAUCAAUUGGGGGAUGGCUAAACAAAAUGUGGUAUCUGAUGGUGAUGGAAUGCUAUUGUGCUGAAAGGAAUGAUGAACUGGAGGAAUUCCAUGUGAAUUGGAACAACCUCCAGGAAGUGAUGCAGAGUGAGAGGAGCAGAACCAGGAAAACAUUGUACACAGAGACUGAUACACUGUGGAACAAUCAAAUGUGAUAGGCUUUGCCACGAGCAGCUAUGCAAGGACCCAGGUCAAUUCUGAGGGACUUCUGAGAAACAACACUAUCCACAUCCAGAGAAAGAACUGGGAGCACAAAUGCAGAAGAAAAAAAUUAUGAUUGAUCAUGUAGUUCAAUGAGGAUAUGAUUGAGAAUUUGAUGUUAAAAGAUCUCUACUGCAAAUAUGAAUAACGUAGAAAUAGGUUUUGAACAAUGAUGCACGUGUCACCCAGUGGAACUGCUUGUCAGCUCUGGGAGGGGGGAGGAAAGGAGGGUGGGUGGGAUGUACGUCAUGAAGCAUGUAACCAUGGAAAAAUAUUCUAAAUGUUUUAAAGUAGCAUCACUACAUGCAAAGUAACAAUUUCAUGAUUUUCCAAAUGGUAUUAGUUGAAAUUCAGUCCUCAUUUUAAAAGUGAACUUGUACAUUUUUCUACUUUGAUUGGAAUACAUCUUAGUUCUCAAACUGCAGUACUACAAAGUUUUACAACAGGGCCUGUCAGAAGGAUUGGUGAGAUCCUACGACGCAGUGUAAGUAGGAAAUCCCAAAGAACCUUGCAAAUAUGAAUUUCUCAAGAGGAUUUUGCUACACUUUUAUCUGCAUCAAGUCACUAUCACUACUUACUGAUUUGAAAUAAAACAUAUCUAAUGAACUAUUUAACAAUAUUCGAAUAUUUGGCCCCAUUCCUCCCAGAGUUCUUAUAACAACAUACAGAUAAAAAGGGAAGUCGCACUCUUCAAAAGGCACCUCUUCUGCAAUGGCUUCUCAAAUUUCAUAAUAUGAGAUGGAUUUUAGUAAUAGUAGGUGAUAUUAAGUCAGUCAAAUACAGAGUGUAUUUUUUAAUACUUAGUCACAUCUUAGUAGUUGUUUUUACAUGUAGUUUACCACAUAACCAGGCUACAUGCUUGACUAACUGAUGAAGCUUUUUAAAGGCACUAUUUAAAUGGAAGAGAAUUUUGUCCAAAUGAAUUCAUGUAAGAUCUGAAUAUUAUAGUUUUCAUCCUCUGCAUAAGCCAGGCAUUGUGUUAAGUACUUCACAAUUAUGUGCUUCUCCCAACAACCCUGGGAGAUUGGUGUAGAUGUAUCAUUUCACUGUAAAUGAGACCACUUUAUAUUUUAGUCUUAGCAUAAAAUUUCAACCAAAUCAAUUCUUGAUUUAUAAUUACUAAUGACAGUAAUAAAAUCUCAUUUUUUCUCAA